This is a messenger RNA of Dichomitus squalens LYAD-421 SS1, 657 nucleotides long. Its product is annotated as breast carcinoma amplified sequence 2. Gene Ontology annotation, biological process: mRNA processing. Bases 1 to 657 code for a protein of 218 amino acids. The transcript has 4 exons. The record is from RefSeq and is a predicted model, not a curated record. Gene Ontology annotation, cellular component: precatalytic spliceosome; catalytic step 2 spliceosome; Prp19 complex. NCBI's taxonomy places the organism in Eukaryota, Fungi, Basidiomycota, Agaricomycetes, Polyporales, Polyporaceae.
AUGUCUUCAGUGACCAACGGCGACGCGCAGCCCUCAAUUAUCUUCGACUCUCUGCCGUACUAUGACAAUGAGCUGGAGCAGUACCCCAUCUUGAAGGAGAAAGUCGAGAAGGAGCUGGCGCGGGAAGGCAAGCCGCCGCAAACGCUGCAUCCGAAGGUGCCGCCGGAACCGACAUUGUUUGCUAAUUACCCCUUGUUGCAGGCUGAGCUUGAGCGGAUAUCAAAUCACCGCUUGCUACCACCUCUCGACACCACGCGGUACCAACUGCCUGGGCCCACGAACCUGGAGAGUGAGGAGGAGUGGCAGGAAGCUCUUGAUAACGCCAAGGCACAACUUGAGCACCAAAAGCUACGGCACAGCAACCUCGCACUGCUGCAGCAGUACGGGGCUAAUGCGUGGCGGAUACAAAAUUAUGUGAACGAGGCGACGGCGACGAACAUUGAACGGACACUGGAAGAGCUGAAGAACUUGACGGUGGAGGUGAACAGGGAGCGGAAGAACUACCAGACGCGGCUGGGAAGACAGCUGACUUCGCUCGAGACUCGGUGGACGGAACUUAUCUCGAGCAUUCUCCAGAUCGAGCUCGCAAACGUGGCGCUCGAGGCCGAGAUCGACCAGCUCAACCAGAGGGAGGUCGAUCUCGCCGCCGCCCUCUGA